CAGGGGUUGAGCCCCGUGGUCCCGGGUGGCCGUGUCCACGUCCUCUUUCCCUUUAUCCUUUGGCCGCGGCCUUGCACUGUGGCGGCGAACUCUGCGCUCGGGAGUUCGGGGAGAAGCUCGUGCCCGCGGCGCGGCACCCGGAGGCCUCGCGCGUCGGCUCUGGAGCGUCAGGGAGCUUGUCAGUCAGGUCCUCAGGCCGGUCCGCGCUGGCUGGCGCCGCCCGCGGUGGAAUUCUCUGGCGAUCACGCCUUCCCGGCUGGAGGAGGACGCUCGGCGGCGUGUCGCCAGCGCUGUUGCAGCCCGGAAAGAUGAAGAAAACCCUGCGGGAUGAGAUUGAAGCCAUUCUUCGGAAGAGGAUUAUGGUGCUAGAUGGUGGAAUGGGGACCAUGAUCCAGCGGUACAAACUGAGUGAAGAAAAUUUUCAAGGUCAAGAAUUUAAAGAUCACUUGAGGCCCCUGAAAGGCAACAAUGACAUCUUAAGUAUAACUCAACCUGAUGUCAUUUACCAAAUUCAUAAGGAAUACUUGCUGGCUGGAGCAGAUAUCAUUGAAACAAACACGUUCAGCAGCACUAGUAUCGCCCAGGCUGACUAUGGCCUUGAACACUUGGUUUAG
Molecule: messenger RNA, 614 nt
Organism: Psammomys obesus (fat sand rat)
Lineage: Eukaryota; Metazoa; Chordata; Mammalia; Rodentia; Muridae
Product: methionine synthase-like
Exons: 4
Coding region: 309-614 (101 amino acids)
Source: RefSeq, a predicted model, not a curated record